UUAUCCAGACCUGCUAUACUUCCUCUAAGUGAUCAAAGCCUCUCCUGUAACCGAUCAGUUGACCAAGUCUACUAUUGACUCCAUUUAUCUUCCUCUAUUUUCUUAAUCCAUCACUGUUUCCUUCCAGGCAUGUAAUAAUGGAUAUUAGUCUCACGAGCAGUACAGGAAAGUCCGACCAAAUAGUAUGCGAUUCAGAUUAUCUGCAGGACUCAAGCCAUGUAAGGUCUUAUACUUGUGCUUUCUGCAAGAGAGGCUUCUCAAAUGCACAAGCAUUGGGAGGCCACAUGAAUAUCCAUAGAAGAGAUAGGGCAAAACUUAAACAAGCUUCCAACGAAAACUUUCUUUCUUUGGACAUCACAAAGUCCACUGAGGAAAUAAGUAGAGCGCCUAAAACGCCAUGUGCUCUGCCAGUUGAUCAACAUGUUAGUUUUAAGCUUAGAAAUAAAGCUAGCGAAGAAGUUCAGCCGCUACCCUUUAUUGUUGAUGUGAAGGCAGGCACUGAUGGCGAUGAAGAUAACAAGAUGCAAUUGAAUCAAGCUACGAUGCAGGCGGGAUUGGACCUGGAGCUUCGAUUAGGGUCCGAUCCACACGAAUCAUCUACAAGGUCGAGUCCCAGAGAAUUCCUUUGAUCGUAGUGAGCUGCAACAUGUUUGGGAUCUGCAGAGAGGUUUUUUCUCUUGCCCUUUCAUUUUUCUAAGAAAUUUUAUCAAGUACUCCACGUUUUUAUCACAAAACCAAGGGAGGUUAUGUUUCUUCUUCCUUUUCCAUAAAUUUCAACUGUUGUGUUGUAAGAGAAAAAGUUUAAUAUACUUCUUCUAAAGUUAUUCA
This is a messenger RNA of Populus nigra (black poplar), 828 nucleotides long. RefSeq names its product transcriptional regulator TAC1-like. Lineage: Eukaryota; Viridiplantae; Streptophyta; Magnoliopsida; Malpighiales; Salicaceae. The coding region runs from base 138 to 629 and encodes 163 amino acids. The record is from RefSeq and is a predicted model, not a curated record. The transcript has a single exon.